AGUACUUUGCUUCAGGGAAGAAAGAGGCUGUUGCUGCUCUGGUAUAAAAUCACAUCCUGUUUUGGGUCUGAUCUCUGGUGCACACUGAGCCUCUGCAGACUAAGACUCAUCUUGUCAAUCAGCUGCAGCUGCCAGCAGACAAACACUGACGGGAACUGGGAGAAGAAGGUCCAAACUGGAAGGAGUGUGGUGGUCUAUAAUUGUAAAGUGUGACUGAGCUGCAGCUAAAACAUAACCAGACGUGAUGAUGUCCUUCAACAUGCUGCUGUGUGCUGUGGUUCUGGUUCUGGCUGUCUCUGUGGAGGCUGCUUUGUCAGGCGGCAACAACAACUACAACUAUGAUCUGUCGGGUCAGGCCCUGAGGAAUCUCUUCAACUCUCCGGUCUACAAAGCUGAGCGGGUCAUUCGUCCUCUGGGAUCCAGCUCAGCCGGCGUCGGUCCCUUCAGCCACAGUGGAGUCCUAGUGACGCUGGCUGAUAACUCUCAGCAUCUCAUCCAUAAAGGAAAUGGUUAUGGGAUAUCCUCUCAGACGGUGGUGACUGAUGCUCGACACAUGAGCCCUGCCUGGCAGGUGGACUCUUCCAAAAACUUCCAGGGAACAAAGACGGUGGCACACUUCGUCAAAACCGGAGGUUCCGACUACAACCUGUUAACUGAUAACUGCCACCAGGCAUCGAAACGGAUGAUGAACCAGUGAAUGGUUAUCUGACCUUCUUACUUCACCUGUUAAUAAACAGCUUUCUGUUCUACAUCUGAGAUUAUGGCUCCCUCGAGUGGAGACCUUCAGUGAUUACGGUACAGGUCAAUAAUUAGCUUUUUCUGCUGACUUUUUCCAUUUCUUUGUACCAGCAUAACUUUCAGAGGUCAACUUUCUUGUACUUUUUUUUGCAAACAUUUAACUCAUUAAUCAAAUGACGUCACAUUUUUUGUACUCAACAUGUUCUGCUU
Acanthochromis polyacanthus (spiny chromis) is the source of this 948-nucleotide messenger RNA. RefSeq lists its product as uncharacterized. The transcript has 5 exons. The record is from RefSeq and is a predicted model, not a curated record. Lineage: Eukaryota; Metazoa; Chordata; Actinopteri; Pomacentridae. Bases 245 to 697 code for a protein of 150 amino acids.